AUGGCAAGUGCGCAAUUUGAUGUGAUGAAUCUCGGUGUCGAGGGGUUUUCGACGGCGCCGUCGAUGCUAGUCCCGUUCAGGUAUAGCGUCUCAAAUUCGAAAGUUGCCCCGCUGGCGGCUUUUUCGCAACUACCAACGAUUACGAUGCAUGCUUUUGCGUUUUUGCCCAUGUUCUUCGCUCCUAGCACCAUCGAUGUGGCAGAGUUCGCAAGCGAGCUUUACCGCAACUGCUAUCACCCUAGAUACAAAAACGCACGAAUAAGGGAUCUCCUCUACCGCCUUAAGUAUAUCCUAAACCGCUACAUGCAGGACAUCAGCUUCGUAUUAAUAGCGAAGACAUCUUAUGUUAGAUUUAAGGAGUUUGGGCGUGUAAGGCUUUACAGUUUCGACGCGAAUAAGGCCCAGAAGCUCGUCAACAAAUACCGCGCCAACAUGACUCCACAGUCACUAUGA
Trematosphaeria pertusa is the source of this 453-nucleotide messenger RNA. RefSeq lists its product as uncharacterized. The coding region runs from base 1 to 453 and encodes 150 amino acids. The record is from RefSeq and is a predicted model, not a curated record. Lineage: Eukaryota; Fungi; Ascomycota; Dothideomycetes; Pleosporales; Trematosphaeriaceae. The transcript has 4 exons.